Messenger RNA from Aspergillus affinis, 1230 nucleotides. RefSeq names its product agmatinase. The record is from RefSeq and is a predicted model, not a curated record. Gene Ontology annotation, molecular function: agmatinase activity; metal ion binding. Lineage: Eukaryota; Fungi; Ascomycota; Eurotiomycetes; Eurotiales; Aspergillaceae. The transcript has 4 exons. The coding region runs from base 1 to 1230 and encodes 409 amino acids.
AUGGUUCACUUCAGCAAUUCGGCGAGUCUAUUCGCCAUUGCCGCACUGCUAACGUGCUCUACAUCGUUUCCAACGAGCCAAGUUCCAUUGUCGAGAAAGCCUCAGACAUUCAUUGAGAGAAGCAUAUUUGGCCGGCUUCAGGAAACUCUUUUAAAUCCAACCGAUGAUUUUGAUAUUGCGGAUAACUUCAAUGAUGACACGCCUUACGAAGGCAUAGCCACGUUCGCUCACCUGAACUGGACCAAUUGCUUCAGCCGAGACAACGACGGCUUAUUUGACAUCGGCAUCGUUGGUGCUCCAUUUGACCUUGGUGUCACGUAUAGGCCUGGUGCUCGGUUUGGACCCUCAGGAGCACGCAUGGGAGCACGUCGACUGGCCCCGAGUAUGGGAUACAGAAUCGUUGCUCACAAUGUUUCUUUCCCCUCUAGCAUGGACCACGGCGUUAAUCCAUUCCGCGAUUGGGCUGGAGUCGUCGACUGCGGGGACAUCUCAAACACGCCGUUUGAUAAGUUGGAGGCUAUGCAAGAGCUUGAGCGUGGAUGGAAGCAAAUUAUCGCUCGCGAGCCAAAAGACACUGACAAGGGAGACCAUAUACGUUUGGUCUCAAUUGGUGGUGACCAUACGAUCACUCUCCCGGCCCUCAGAGCCAUGCACUCGGUAUGGGGCAAAGUCGCCGUUUUGCACUUCGAUUCCCACCUUGAUACAUGGGACCCAAAACAAUUGGGCGGUGGUCUUACCAAGUAUGCUGAGAUCACUCACGGCAGUAUGUUGCAUAUUGCACACGAGGAAGGUCUCCUAUCGGACCACAGCAACAUGCAUUUAGGUUCUCGUUCCAUGCUCUUUGACAAAGAAUAUGACCUCGACAACGAUGCCCGAUGCGGCUUCUCAUACAUUCGCGCACGGGAACUUGACGUACUGGGACUGGAGGCCGUCGUUGAAAAUAUUGUGAGAACCGUCGGUGAUCAAUUAGUAUACCUAAGCAUCGAUAUUGAUGUCUUAGACCCAGCAUUUACACCAGCGACCGGUACUAUCGAGCCUGGUGGCUGGACGACCCGUGAGCUACUGCAGAUCCUGAAUGGUCUAUCUAGGGCAAACGUGAAAAUCGUCGGAGCAGACGUGGUUGAGUUUUCCCCGGUUUAUGAUGAUGCUGCAGAGAGGACAGGCAUUGCAGUGAGUCAGAUUGUGUACGAGAUUCUGCAAUGGAUGAUCCAUGUACCUGUAAGAAGGUGA